Messenger RNA from Plodia interpunctella (Indianmeal moth), 1110 nucleotides. RefSeq names its product Protein phosphatase V (gene PpV). Gene Ontology annotation, biological process: G1/S transition of mitotic cell cycle. NCBI's taxonomy places the organism in Eukaryota, Metazoa, Arthropoda, Insecta, Lepidoptera, Pyralidae. Gene Ontology annotation, cellular component: cytoplasm. The coding region runs from base 93 to 1010 and encodes 305 amino acids. The transcript has 6 exons. The record is from RefSeq and is a predicted model, not a curated record. Gene Ontology annotation, molecular function: protein serine/threonine phosphatase activity.
CAGUCAGGUUUGUGAUUUUGUCAUUUGCUCAUUGUCUGCUAGUGCUUUCUUGAUAAAAAAUACACAAGAUACGCCUCUACCUACUGAAUUAAAUGAAGAUGUGUGACGUGGAUAAAUGGAUAGAAAUUGCAAAGAGGUGUAAAUAUUUACCAGAAGAUGAUUUACGGGAGUUGUGCAACAUUGUCUGUGAUCUGUUGCUGGAGGAACCCAACGUCCAACCGGUCCAGACCCCAGUAACCGUUUGUGGAGAUAUACAUGGACAGUUUUAUGACCUAGAAGAACUGUUCAACAAGGGAGGCCAAGUACCAGACACAAAGUAUAUAUUCAUGGGAGACUAUGUCGAUCGAGGCUACUACAGUUUAGAAACACUGACUUUACUUAUGGCUCUGAAAGCCCGUUACCCAGAUAGGAUAGUCUUGUUAAGAGGGAAUCAUGAAACCUGUCAAAUCACAAAAGUGUAUGGUUUCUAUGAUGAAUGCCUCAACAAAUAUGGUAAUGCAAAUGCCUGGAAAGAUUGCUGCAGAGUAUUUGACCUUCUAACUGUGGCAGCGUUAAUAGAUGAAACAGUUCUGUGUGUCCACGGAGGAUUAUCACCAGAGAUCUCUAUGCUCGAUCAGAUCAGGUGUAUUGAUAGGAAUCAACAAAUACCACAUAAAGGUGCCUUCUGUGACUUGCUGUGGUCAGAUCCAGCUGAAGUCAAAACAUGGUCAGUGAGCCCCAGAGGUGCAGGUUGGUUGUUUGGGAGCUACGUCACAGAAUUAUUUAUGAACUAUAAUAACCUAAAUCUAAUAUGCAGAGCCCAUCAACUCGUAAAUGAAGGUUACAAAUAUAUGUUUGAUAAACGAUUGGUAACAGUCUGGUCAGCUCCUAAUUACUGCUAUCGAUGCGGUAAUGUGGCUUCCAUAUUGGAAUUCAAGACCGUCAAUGACAGAACGCCAAAAAUAUUCCAAGCUGUCCCUGACAGUGAACGUGAAGUGCCUCCACAACACACCACACCAUACUUCCUUUGAGGAUCAUAAGUAAAGUGAUAACACAUAGAACAAUAAGACAGCAAGUAUUCCCAAGUGUAAUUAAGUAAAUAUUUUGUAUAAUAAAUUGUUGGAUAUUGUA